GCGCACAUGUACUGCCACGUGUGCAGAGGCAUUGUACAUAGAUUUACUUUGCCCUGGUUGUGAUGACAUGCUUAUCCUAGACCACUGAUUCACUGUGCAUCACUUCAUAAUUCAUCGACACUCAUAUAAUGCACACUACGUAUGCGAUGAUCAAGGCUCUUGAGUCUUAGACCCAAUCCCUCUCAGACCCCAACUCCUGCUCGGAGCUCCCUCGUGUUCAGUGAUAAACGGAGUUACUUUACCCAAAGAUGAUGAUCAAACAUUUCUCACAGUACUCUCCUAUUGACACUCUCGAUGAUGACGACGAGAAACUAUCUGGUGAUGCAGAAAGAUUCGGUGCAGAACCUCGUCCCGAGUCGCGUGCCCUCCGCCUGUGGUUGACCCAUGGCAUACUUGUUUGUACAUCGGUUAUCUCUUUCGCGCUAUGGAUGGCAUUGGAUGCGUACGCCUUCGACUCACCUGCGUAAUGACAUUCCUAGUAUAUACUCUCCAGCAAAUAUCACCGUCGAGCCCGCGAUUGUAAAGUUUAACGGGACCCUCGACUUUCCUUCUAUCUAUCGUGGCCCCCCUUCCCCAGAAAUUGAUGCCGCUUUGAGUCGAAUAGGUCGUGAUGUGACGCCGACUUGGAUGACCCGUGAGGAGAUGCUCAAAGCAGGCACAACAGAUUUACGUUCGAAAGUUAGGUAUCCGGACAAAAUUGGUGGAGGUUACAUGGUUUCUUUGGAAUCCGCUCACCAAAUGCAUUGUGUGAACUUGCUUCGCAAAGCCUCCUGGUUGGAGUAUUAUGAGCCCACGGAUAUGUCGUUCCAAGACACCCCAGAAAUAGUCCGUCUGCAUCUUGAUCACUGUAUCGAAAUGAUAAGGCAGAAUAUCAUGUGCAAUGCCGACGUGACGAUGAUCACAUGGUACUGGGUGCAGGGACACACGGUCCCUUACCCUAACUUCAACACCCGUCAUCGAUGCUGGAACUUUGAGAAAAUCAUAGAUUGGUCUGUCGAACACGCUGUUCAUAUCGAUCCAUCUGAGGUUACUCGUUUCGAAGAUACGGUUGACCUCCCUACACCUCAGCGCGUCACGUCGUGAUGCAUGAGGAAUAUCAUGCUGCUCGCCUGCUUGCUCACUGCACUUGUUCAGCCUGAAUACCGUGGAAGGAGAGUAGCUAUUGGUGCCUUGGAAGAACUGUCGUAUCUAAGUCUAUAAAACAAGCGGGAUGUAGAUUGAUGCUAAUCUAGAAUAUCAGACUCAAGGCUUGUAUGUCUAGGCCAGAGAACAGGAAUGAUGAGCAAACGCUUGAUUCCCAGACACUUGCUCACGGAUCAUCUUGUUUCGCAAGGCCACUAGACCCAAUGAUUGUCGCUGAUGAAUAAUCGGUGUGUCAUCGCCUGCUAAAUCGCUAAAAGGCUACGUAUGUAUUUGCUUCGCAGGGAUUGGGAUUCCAAAAAGUGUGC
This is a messenger RNA of Suillus subaureus, 1448 nucleotides long. RefSeq lists its product as uncharacterized. Gene Ontology annotation, biological process: mycotoxin biosynthetic process. The coding region runs from base 385 to 1083 and encodes 232 amino acids. NCBI's taxonomy places the organism in Eukaryota, Fungi, Basidiomycota, Agaricomycetes, Boletales, Suillaceae. The transcript has 6 exons. The record is from RefSeq and is a predicted model, not a curated record.